AUGAAUUCAACUCCCAAAACAUACAAAAUUUUAAUACAAUAUCUGCGGCUCCGACUCACAGCCGGACGACCCACAGCACAUGGUAUACCGGUGCUGCCUCGAAGAGAAGAUGUGCCCGACGAGCGGCGCUUUAUUCUUAUUGAUCUCACAAACUAUGCCGGAGAUACCAUCACGGUGGCAAUCGAUGUGGUGACCGCUUACGUGGUGGGUUAUGCUGCAGGCGGUCGAUCCUACUUUCUUCGAGAAAAUGCUCGUGAGAAUCCGCCUCCAAUCCACGUUUUAUUCCGCAAUACCAUUCGGAUGCCUACUCUGGGUUUCGACGGCACCUACCACGGGCUUUCGGCAGUUGCACAUGAUGCAGUAGUACAGAAUGAACCACGUCAUGGUCGUGGCCAUAAUAACCCACCAGCAAAUAUACAUGACAAUACACUUAUGAUUGAUCGAAUCCCUCUGGGACGCGAUCAACUAUCUAACGCCAUCAGCCUGUUGUGCUUCCCGGCACGCGAUUCCUACCAAGCCGUAGGGUUUAUCGUGAUCAUUCAGAUGCUGUCGGAAGCGGCGAGGUUCCGAUCCAUUGAGUUUCUACUCGCCCCUACCAUGCAGGAAGGCGAGGCUCCCAUUACACCACCCCCUGCAAUGCGGAGCCUGGAAUCCAAUUGGUCCCGUCUCUCCGAAGAGAUCCAGAGGGCUCAACACCGCAAUGUAAGACGCUUCAAUAGAACUGUUGUGCUCUGCAAUAUGAGCAAUGAACAUCGCGAAGUAAACAGUGUUGAUGCACCCCUUGUUCAGGGUAUCGCCAUACUGCUCUACGACCGAGACGGAAACCGAAACCAAAACCAAAACCAAAACCAAACUUGCAUCCCAGGACCUUCAGUGAGAAUGAAUGAACGUCGUCGUUUUGAUGAUGAAAUUUAA
Molecule: messenger RNA, 915 nt
Organism: Prunus avium (sweet cherry)
Lineage: Eukaryota; Viridiplantae; Streptophyta; Magnoliopsida; Rosales; Rosaceae
Product: ribosome-inactivating protein bryodin II-like
Biological process (GO): negative regulation of translation
Molecular function (GO): rRNA N-glycosylase activity
Source: RefSeq, a predicted model, not a curated record